GGAGGGGAGGAAUGAGGGAGGGGCCGACAAGGCUUGGCUGCCCCAAGAGUACAUGCACACUCACACACACAUCCACUCACUCCCACACACUCCCAGGGAUCAGAGACACUCCAGAUAGAGACGUCAUCUCUCUGCCCCCCCCCUCCUCCUCCCUCCUUGCUCUUUGGACCUUGAAAAUUUGGGAUCUCCAAAUGAGUUGCUCCCCAGCUGCGGAGUGAGUGAGAGUCGCGUCUUUCAGACUCCACUCGCCCACAGCUGACUUUUAAAAAAGGCCAGGCCGAGACGCUGGGGGAAUACUUCCUGACUGAGUGGGAUCUGGAUCUGAUUAGAGCGUGGAUCUGUUGAGACUGAUGCUGCAGACAUGUUGUGGGAGCGCUGCAUGACCGGGGGAUUGUGGAAGUGAAUGAAAGCUUUAUGUGGAGUUGGAAAGAGAGAUGCUUUUCCUGCAGCGCCCGUGUGUGAUGAAUCUGGAGCGCAGUGAGAGAGGGGAGCGUCCUUCUCCUCGAGGCCUGGACAUGGAGGCCCGUACAGGGGGGAAGAUGGGGAAGAUAUCCGUGGGCUUCCAGAGGAGCUCCACCUCGGAUGAUGACUCUGGAUGUGCGCUGGAGGAGUAUGCGUGGGUGCCGCCGGGGCUCAGGCCCGAACAGGUCCAGAUGUAUUUCUCCUGUCUCCCCGAGGACAAGGUGCCGUACGUCAACAGCCCCGGAGAGAAGCACAGGAUUCGACAGCUCCUCUACCAGCUGCCGCCGCACGACAACGAGGUGCGUUACUGCCACACUCUGACUGAGGAGGAAAAGAGGGAGCUCCACAUGUUCAGCACCCAGAGAAAGAGGGAGGCACUGGGAAGAGGAACACCCAAGAUCCUGCCCCGAGCUCUGCAACACACCCGCUGUGAAAGUUGUGGCGGAGGCAUCAACGGAGGGGAGAUGGCAAUUUUUGCCUCCAGAGCAGGGCCGAGUCCCUGCUGGCACCCAGCGUGCUUCGUGUGUGCCACGUGUCAAGAACUGCUGGUGGAUCUGAUAUAUUUCUACCAAAAUGGCAAGAUCCUCUGUGGAAGACACCACGCUGAGCUUCUCAAACCACGAUGCUCCUCUUGUGACGAGAUCAUCUUUGCGGACGAGUGUACUGAAGCAGAGGGUCGGCACUGGCACAUGAAGCACUUUGCUUGUUUCGAGUGCGAGAUAAUGCUAGGUGGGCAGCGCUACAUCAUGAAAGAUGGUCGGCCCUAUUGCUGUGGGUGCUUUGAGUCGCUUUAUGCAGAGUACUGCGAGGCCUGUGGUGAAAACAUUGGUGUUGAUCAUGCCCAGAUGACCUACGAAGGUGUUCAUUGGCAUGCCACCGACCAGUGCUUCUGUUGUGCCCAGUGCAAGACAUCCUUGCUUGGCUGUCCCUUCCUUCCAAAGCAGGGGCGCAUCUAUUGUUCAAAGGCCUGCAGCCAGGGAGAGGAUAUUCAUGCCUCUGACUCAUCUGAUUCUGCCUUCCAAUCUGCCCGCUCACGUGAAUCACGGCGCAGCGUCCGCAUGGGGAAGAGCAGCAGACCUGCCGAACAGUGGAGACAGUCGCAGCUUUUUAACCCCCCCGCCACCGUCCCCACGUUUGAUUACAAGUUUGGGGAUGGCGAGGGCGACGGAGACGCUGAUGGCGACAUUGAUAUCGUAGGGCGUAAGCUGGCCCAUCUUGGCCUGGAGGAGGAGAGGUUCUGGAGGGAGCGGGAGGAGCAGGAUGCCUGCGGAGAGGAAGAUCCAGAGGAGUGGGCCCAGCACGAGGACUAUAUGACUCAGCUCCUGCUCAAGUUUGGUGACCGCGGGAUGUUACACCAACUCCAGCAACCAUCCUUAAAAUCUCCCAGCCCCAGCAGUGACAGAAACGGGCUCAUAAGUGUCUCCGAUCCCUGGCUAAAGCCCGACAGUACACCCAUGGGGGUUACCGCCUCCUCACCCACCCCUGCCAGUCCCACCCAGAGCCAGACUUCCAAUCAGUCUCGAUCCAACAGCCAUAGCCCUGGACUGAUGAGCAAGAAGCACCUGCCUGAAAUGUACUGGGCACAGUCACAGGAUGGGUUGGGAGACUCUGCCUAUGGGAGUCAUCCAGGUCCUGCCAGUGCCAGAAAGAUCCAAGAGCUGGAGCUGGAUCAGGAUCAGGACCAGCCUGGCACAGGAAGACAGGCAUUCUGGCCAGACACCAGGCAGUGGUUUGAAGACUCUCUUGAGUGCAUUGCUGAUGAGCUGAGGAAAGUGGAGCAAGGUGUUGGAGACUCCAUGGACUCCCUGGCACUCUCGAACAUCACUGGUGCAUCAGUGGAUGGAGACGGCAGAGAUAGACCUAUAGUCUACACCCUGUCCAUGCAGGAUCCCUCGGUACCAGAUGACUGCGAGAAGAUGAGCAACAUGGGAACCUUUAAUUCCUCCCAUCUUCACCACAGUAAUAACUCUCUGAACCUUAACAUGGAGAAGGGAGACGAGGAGGUAGAGCAGGAGGUAGCACUGGCAAUGAGGGGAGGAACACCAGGAGGACUUCUCUCGUUGUCCCCACAUUCUGAAGGCCUCCCUCCCUCCUUUGUCCAUGCCCCGGCUCUGAGGAGGAGCAAGUCCCAGUCCAGGCCUCCUCAGAUGGUCAAGUUCUCAGAGGACACUGUGGACAAUGGAUACAAUGAUGGGUUUGACAUCAGUAUUAGAAAGCAUCCCAUGAGCGAGAGGCCACAGCGGAGGGUGUACUGCCCAGAGGAGAUGGGCCGAGAACGAAGCCGCCCAACGAGCCACCACGGGCGCAGCAGGCAGCACCACCGCCGGCAAGGCCGACACCACAGGAGUCGCAAAACCCGCUCGGCCAACGCCCUUCACAUGGUGCCCUUGGAGAAAGCGCAGAGGCCGUAUGAACACCAGCAGCAGGGUCUGGUAAACCCUCCAUGUGGUGCCAUGCUCUUACAGCAUCCCUCCCACAGGCUGCCCCUGGCCUAUCCCCAAACUCGAUCCGACUAUAUGCUUCAGGGCUCGAUGCAAGGAGACCCACGGGUUGAGCAUUUCAUGGGUCUCUACGGAGACGAGGAUGACUGGUGUUCCACUUGUUCUUCCUCCUCAUCAGACUCUGAGGAGGAAGGCUAUUUCCUGGGCCAGCCAAUCCCCCAGCCUCGAGCGGCGGGGCGAUACUACGCCGAGGACUACCCGACAAGAGUUACAGCCCUCUCCUCCCAGAUCCAUGGCUCACAGACUGGUCGCAGAAAGAGCCACCGCUCUAAGAACUGCAUCAUCUCUUAACAGUUCAGAGCAAAUUUACAUUAUAAUCUGCACUAUACCAAGCAAUGGACAGCAAACUCAGACCAAAUCUGAGUUCAGAAAGGCAGUUUAAAACAAUGCAUGUGCACAAACUGUGUAUUAUGCGUGGAUAGAAGGUGCAUGCCCACAUGUCAAGAUGCAUAUCAUUUUAGAUCAAAAUCUACUGAGAGAAUAAAUAUUUAAAUCUAACUGGACAGCAAGGACAAGACCAGGUCUGUGUAGUUUUUUGUGUAUGUGCAGAUUUGGCCUUGGUACUGUGUCUAACUGAAUUUUAGUGCUAAUAUGAUGCAUGGACUGAUACAUUUGGAAGCCUUUCUUUGGACGGUGCAGAUGGAAAUAACGCAGUUUGGCAGAGUGGAGACUUUUUCUUUCUUUUCAGCAUUUGCCGUUAAGUUUUUAAAAAAUGUUCACUUAAGUGUUUUGCAGCAAUAUCUUCGUGUGCAUUAAAAUGGCAACACUAUUGUACACAGAGGUUGACAAAGUAGAAAAUAGAAACUAACCAAAUAAUUAUUUAAUGCAUAAUAGUACAAAAUGAUAAUGUAUAUACUAAGUUAAGAUUUUAAUACUGGUAUUUUUAUAUCCGUGGUUUAAAGAAUUGUUCUCUUUUGAAGUGUAUGAUAAAAAAAAAAAUAGCAGUUGCAAUGGUAAACAAACAGACCUCGUUAAUAUUCUGAGAAACAACAAAGAAGGUGCCACUUCAUAAUCUGUGCUCUUCACAGUAAAGUGCCAUGUUACUUGGUAACAAUGCCUAUUUUACCAUAUAUUCCACAAUGCUCACUAUUGGUGUACAAAAUAUAAAGAAUGGCAGUAACACUCGCAGUUUCCAUAUUCAGCCAACUGUUCACUACCCUUGCUCAGACAUAACCAGCUCAAUGCUUUGUGAUGUAAAGACGCUUGUAAUAAAUAUUUUUCUCCGAAGCUUAAAGAA
Molecule: messenger RNA, 4200 nt
Organism: Lates calcarifer (barramundi perch)
Lineage: Eukaryota; Metazoa; Chordata; Actinopteri; Centropomidae
Gene: prickle1b
Product: prickle homolog 1b
Exons: 8
Coding region: 435-3254 (939 amino acids)
Molecular function (GO): zinc ion binding
Source: RefSeq, a predicted model, not a curated record